UUGGUGUCAGUAAUGUAACUUUCAGUCAGGUCACACCAAAACAAGAAAACCAACAUGGCGUUCCUCAGUAGCAACGAGUGGACGGCAAUCUGCGAUAAAUUUACCAACGCCCAAAACUUCACUGAAAUCAAAUCCAGAAACGAUCCAGAAAAUGACCCAUAUCGCUCCAAGUACAAAGCCAGAGACCUUCUCCGGGAGAUACACUGUUCGCUGAAGAGUUUCGAGGCCGGUGACGGGGAUGAAGACGGCGGGCCGCAGGGCGGCCACCAACGGCCGACAGAGCAGCCGGUGGAUGGCCAGCUGGAGGAAAUGUUCGAGCGAGGCUCAGAUGGCGACUCGCCCACCGGACAAAGGACGGCGAGGCUCGCGGCGGUGGAAUAUUACCUGGGCGUGAACCAUGUGGACACAGAGGAGCUGUCGGCUGGCCAAGAGCACCUAAUGAACUGCAUGAAACUGCUGGAAAGAUGCAGAGUGUCUACCGAAAAUGUGUCGUUAUUCAUCCACGUCCGGAACCAGCUGGGUAUCCUCUGGGCAGGUCGUGGGGAGACUGAGACAGCACAGAGUUUCCUGGAAAUGGCAGAGGCAAUCUACCUGCGUUACAUGAAGGAGGAUGGAAGUCCUCCCACUGAUCUGGUGGAGUAUUUCACUACCAACGAGAAGCUGCUGACACAUCAGGAAAAGAACAAAAAAUUUGAGCUGGCCUACACACACACAAUGUAUUACCUUGCUCAAGUCUAUCAAAACCUUGGUCAAACAGAGCGAGCUGCCACCUAUUGUCACAGCACCCUGCAGAGACAGCUGCAGUUAGGUCAGUUCAAUCCCAUAGAGUGGGCUCUCAAUGCCGCUACGCUGUCACAGUAUUAUAUCACAAAGGGGCGAUACAUGGAGGGGCGACACUGUCUCUCAGCAGCCACAGUCAUAUCUGGUUUAGCAGGAGAAGUUCCCUCUGAGGCUGCCGCACAAGAGAGUGAGAUAGAGAGCGAGCGUCGGGAUCAGCUCAGGCAGAAGAGAGCCGAGAUAGCAAGAUGCUGGAUCAAAUACUGUCUCAUCCUUCUUGAGGAUGCCAAGAAAGUGCUCGAGGACAACAUUGGGGAGCUGGAUACUGAUCUUCAGGAGGAGUUGAAGAGGAAGAGGAUGCUUGAGGUGGAGGAAGAAGAGAAGGGCAGGAAGAGUGCUCUGUUGUUUGGCUCUGAGGACACUUUUGACUCGAUUGCGAGCUUGGAGGAGACGGUGGGCUGCUUGCUGCCACUGGACUUCACCGAGGCCAGGAAUGUAUUUCUGGUGGGACAGAACUUUGUCACACAGGCGAAGGAGUACUUCCAGAUGGACGGUUAUGUAACGGACCACGUUGAAAUCCUGCAGGAUCACAGCUCUCUCUUCAGGUCUCUGGCCUUUUUUGAAGAGGAUGUCGAGCGACGCUGCAAGAUGCACAAACGGCGUGUUGACAUGCUGGAGACCAUCUGCCUUGAACUGCAUGCCCAGUACUACCUCAUGAUCCGCAGACAGUUGAUGUUUGAGCUGGCUGAGACCUACAAUGAAAUGAUGGACCUCAAACUGACUCUGGCCAACAGACAGGCUGACACACAAUCUCUCGAUAGCCACACAAUAAAGAAGUUCAACAGCCUCUGCUCUGCCUCCGCCAAGUACUUCCAGAUGUUCCUGGAUUCUCUGCGCUCUCCAGAUGGGAAAUUUCCUGAGCACCUGGAGAAGGAGGUGCUCAGACCGGCACUGGUGGCACGCUUCCGAGUGGCCCGACUGCACAGCCGCCUGAUUUGCUCUCUACCGCUUACUCAGCUGGACAACCUUAACAACUCACUGGAAAACUACAAAUACGUCGUUCAGUACUGCGAAGCCCACCCUGAAGCCGCCGCCGUCGUGGAGUCGGAGCUGGAACUCAGUAAGGAGAUGGUCGGUCUCCUUUCUCUUAAAAUCAACCGCCUCAAAGCGAGGAUGGCUGCUAACAACUGAAUUAUGGGCAAAAAAACAGUAAUUUAUCAUUCAUCGUUUGUGCCGCGUGUGCAUGGAAUCAACAGUCCAGUGAAUGAUCACAUGCAAAGAGUAAAUGUUUCCUUCACUAUAACCUUGCACACAUGUAUAUUUAAAGGGGGACAUUGCCUGGCACACUGCAUGAGAAAUCCGAUCAUAAAAUGAGCCAAUUGCAGCAUGGCAAGCUUGGGAACUGUUUGAAAUGAUGAAAAUUCAUGUCUCCUUUUAACAUAAACUAGAGCGUAACCUUUACAAAUCAUACUAGUCGAAAGACACACCAUAACAACUUCAUGUAUAUAACUGGAUUUAUUUAAGUCUGCUUUUGUCAUCAUGAUUGAGGGGAGG
Hippocampus zosterae (dwarf seahorse) is the source of this 2331-nucleotide messenger RNA. It is a transcript of the gene kifbp, whose product is annotated as kinesin family binding protein. Gene Ontology annotation, molecular function: protein binding. The record is from RefSeq and is a predicted model, not a curated record. NCBI's taxonomy places the organism in Eukaryota, Metazoa, Chordata, Actinopteri, Syngnathiformes, Syngnathidae. The transcript has 14 exons. The coding region runs from base 55 to 1968 and encodes 637 amino acids.